This is a messenger RNA of Columba livia (rock pigeon), 3771 nucleotides long. Its product is annotated as skin secretory protein xP2-like. Bases 1 to 1737 code for a protein of 578 amino acids. The transcript is spliced from 2 exons. The record is from RefSeq and is a predicted model, not a curated record. Lineage: Eukaryota; Metazoa; Chordata; Aves; Columbiformes; Columbidae.
AUGGCCGUGCCAGCAGGGAUGCCGCCGGCAGGAGCUGCAGCAGGCUCCCCGGCUCCCAGCGCCCGCGAGAACCAGCUGGUUUCUGGAGCUGAGGAGUUCCCACCAGCUGGAGCUGGGUACCAUCCAGCCCCGGGCACGCCGUGGGACCGGAGCGGCUGCCCCACGUACGUGGCUUUUGGGGACGCUGUGGGACCUGCUCCGGCUGCCAAACUGCGGGGUACUUGGGAGCCAGCACACCAAGCUGACGAGCAGUCAUUCCCGUUUUUGUUUGGAAUGAAGGAUGGCCAGUUGGCAGCAAGCACCUCUGAGUUUGGUUACGGGGCAGUGGUAGCUGCCGGCUCUUUGGCAGUGGUUUGGCAGGCGGUGAAUAGCGUUAGUCUGCAGUGCGCCAUUGGCUGCCACACUCAGCAGCCUGCCUGUCCUGCUGUCUGUCCUGCUGCCUGUCCUGCUCUGUGUCCUGCUGUCUGUCCUGCUGUCUGUCCUGCUGCCUGUCCUGCUCUGUGUCCUGCUGUCUGUCCUGCUGUCUGUCCUGCUGCCUGUCCUGCUGUUUGUCCUGCUGCCUGUCCUGCUGCCUGUCCUGCUGUCCAUCCUCCUGCCUGUGUGGCUGACUGUCUGCUGCCUGUCCUGUUUGUCCUGCUGUCUGUCCUGCUGUCUGUCCUGCCUGUCCUGCAGCCAGCACCAUUCCCACGGCCUGGCCGCACCCCUGCCGGUGCUGCGGAGCCGCGGUCGGUCCCUGGGCAGGUUUGGAGGGUGGCCAGUCCCUGGCUCUGGUCAGGGCAGGGGCACUGUGCCCACAGGCUGGGGGUGCAGGGGGCAGAUCUGGGCAGCCCGGGCUCUGCAGCACCUUCCCUCUGCCCGGGAGCUCCUGGGCCGUGGCGAUGGACGCACUCUGGGUGCGCAGCCUGGCACGGGCAGCGGGCGCUGCCUGAGCUCGGGGCAGCCUGGCCUGGCCUGGCCUGUCCCAUCCCAUGCCAUCCCGUCCCAUCCCAUCCGCAUGGUUCCCGUCCCCAGCCCCGGGUUCAGCCCCAGGUUCAGCCCAAGGUUCAGCCCCAGGGUCAGCCCCGGGUUCAGCCCAAGGUUCAGCCCCGGGUUCAGCCCAAGGUUCAGCCCAAGGUUCAGCCCCAGGGUCAGCCCCGGGUUCAGCCCAAGGUUCAGCCCCGGGUUCAGCCCAAGGUUCAGCCCCAGGUUCAGCCCCGGGUUCAGCCCCGGGUUCAGCCCCAGGUUCAGCUCCGGGUUCAGCCCCGGGUUCAGCCCAAGGUUCAGCCCCGGGUUCAGCCCAAGGUUCAGCCCCAGGUUCAGCUCCGGGUUCAGCCCCGGGUUCAGCCCCAGGUUCAGCCCAAGGUUCAGCCCCAGGGUCAGCCCCAGGUUCAGCCCCGGGUUCAGCCCCGGGUUCAGCCCCAGGGUCAGCCCCGGGUUCAGCCCCAGGUUCAGCCCCGGGUUCAGCCCCAGGUUCAGCCCCAGGGUCAGCCCCGGGUUCAGCCCAAGGUUCAGCCCCGGGUUCAGCCCCAGGUUCAGCCCCGGGUUCAGCCCAAGGUUCAGCCCCGGGUUCAGCCCCGGGUUCAGCCCCAGGGUCAGCCCCAGGUUCAGCCCCGGGUUCAGCCCCAGGUUCCGCCGGGCGCUGCUCCGGCAGCAGUCUCCCUCCCUCAAGGAGGCGAGAGGAGAUGGAUGCGGCAGUCAGGAGCAGAGCGCCAGCUAAUUACCCUUCCGAGUGUGUCUUGUAAAUUAAGGGCUAAUUAGAGGCAAAGUCAGUGUCAUGGUUUUACACGUGUUUCUGUGGCGCUCAGCAAGGGAGGGAGGGGGAGUGCGGCAGCGGUGCUGGAGCAGCGGGGCUGGUGCUGUGCCGGGCUGCGGGCACCGCGGGGCUGCCAGCUCGGCACCGGCAUUGCCGCAGGGCCUGCCGUGGGGAUCACCCACACUCCGGGCGCUGGGAAGGGGGUCUGGCCCGGGCUGGGUGUGCUGGGGAGGAGGGUGGGAGGCAGCUGCUGUGCUGGCAGUGAACAGGAGGCACUGGGAUGGACAGAAAGCUGGGACAGACGGACAGCGUGCCUCCAUCACCCUCCAUCCGCACCCGCUGGGUCCGGGGUCGCAGGGGGGUCUGGGUGCUGCAGCCUGGGCAGUGCCCGGCACCAGCGGCGUUCCAGUCACGCUUCUCCGGUUUUCAGAAACAGCAGGGGCAGAACGGUCCCUUUGGGUGCAGAACCUGGGGCUCCACGCGGGGGUUUUGCAGAACUCGGCUCUCUGGGGGGCGGCUGGGUGCUGGUGGUUCCCCGCAAGGCUGCGCAGCCUGUGUCCCUGCAGACACGGCUGGGGCAGCUGGCUCUGGGCCCUGCCAGCGGGGCUUGGCCAGCGCCGUCCCCAGGGUCCCCGCGGCCUCAGCCGCGCUGGGUCUCUGCGGGUGACCUGAGUCUGUUUCGCACGCUGCGGACCGGGUCAGGUGCGCUGGGCUGGCUGGAGCACAUCGGGCUGGGGACCUGCCAGCGUCCAUCUGCGCUCCAGCCUGCUGCUCCGACACGGACCCGCUGCAGCCCAUCCUGGGCCGUGCCGGCACCAGCCGAGUCUGCUGUGGACGUGUCCCACUGAACAGGUCGGCUGUGGACGUGUCCCCCCAGCCGGGUCAGCUCUGGAUGUGUCCCCAGCCAGGUCAGGUGUGGAUGUGUCCCCCAGACAGGUCAGGUGUGGACGUGUCCCCCCAGCCAGGUCAGCUGUGGACGUGUCCCCCCAGCCAGGUCAGGUGUGGAUGUGUCCCACCAGCCGGAUCAGCUCUGGAUGUGUCCCCAGCCGGGACAGGUGUGGAUGUGUCCCCCCAGCCGGGUCAGCUCUGGAUGUGUCCCCAGCCGGGUCAGCUCUGGAUGUGUCCCCAGCCGGGACAGGUGUGGCCGUGUCCCCCAGCUGGACACGCUGCUGCCGCGCUGUUCCACAGGCCCUGCCCUCUGUGGGUGUCCCAGCUCCGCGGCUUUGCCUCUGGCCGUGGGAGGAGGACCCGCGUGUCCUUUGCUCCCUGGCUCCAGCUGUGGUGCGGUGGCUGGCGCUGGAAGCCCUGGGGGAGCGCAGGUGCCUGUGGUGGUAGAUGUGCGGGACCGUCCCUCUGGACAGUGUCACCAUCAACAGAUUGCAGCCCCGAGCAGCAAGACCUUCGCUCCCUGUCAGAGUUGCUCUGUUUACUGUUCUGGAAAUUCUGGAUGUUCUUGUAAUCCACAAACACUUGACCCAUUUUGAAUCUCGGGAGUGACCUUGUCUUCUAUGAUGGUCUCUGGUCCCAAAAAAUGCUCCUUUCAUUUGGGGUUCAAGGUCUGGGCUCAGCUCAGGGGGUUUCCAGCUGGUGGGAAGAGGCUUUUCCACCCACAACCCCACCUUACAGACGGGUUUCCGUGUUUGUCCCCUGGACAUCCCCCGUGUGAUGUUCCGCUCUCUCCAGUGCACAGCGUGGCCGUGUCUCUCGCUGGGACCACACGUGGAGUGAAGUUGGAGUGCGGGUCGGCGCUGGCGAGGGCCGGAUCGUGUUUGUCCAGGUGCCUGGGGCCAUGGUGAAGGUUCUGGGCAUGGACACGGUUCUGCGCCAGGACCCCCGCUCGUGUUCCUCUGGGAACUGGGGUGUGCGCCGGGCAGGACUCUUUUCUCAGCACCUUUGGCUGGCACCCCGUGGGAGGGCAGAGCCAAGCAGAGCCUGUCCUCACGCAGGGCCCCGGGGACACGUCGCAUCGGGGACAGGGACUUCUCCUCCUCCCGCGGCGCUCGGGGCAGCAGCGGGUCCGCGCUGAGGCCACGUCUCUC